CAUGGUGCACAGAGAGAGAACCCUGCUAUAGCUUAUUAUGUUUUUCUUUUUCCUCUUUAGCUACUUGAAUCUUUGUAGCUGAUUAUUCUUUUUUUUUUUUCCUUUUUUCUUUUGCUAUAUUGGGUCGUUGGUUUCUUUGGUUUAUAGUUUCGUUAAGGGCCUAUAUUUUUUGGGUUCUCAAGAUUAUAUUGGCACUGAACAGAAGAAACACUGCUGACUUUGAUACUCUCCACUUUUAUUAAAUUAUUAAUUUGUUUAAUUCCCAUCACACUUUUUCCCCCUUCUCUGCUUCGUUAACUACCAUAAACACGCGCGCGCAUGCGCAAAGAGACUGAAGAUACUAAGACAGAAAGAGGGAGAGGGAGAGAGAAAUGGCCAAAGAGAUGCAACCUAGCAGCAUGUACUUGGAACAGGUAGAUGUAGAAGGAUAUGAAAAUGGUGGAGUUCGCAAGAACGUAGAUGAUGACGGUCGACCUAAAAGAACCGGGACAUGGUUAACUGCCAGUGCUCAUAUCAUCACCGCUGUGAUAGGGUCAGGAGUGUUAUCUCUGGCAUGGGCAAUAGCUCAAUUAGGCUGGGUGGCCGGGCCAGUUAUUCUCAUGGCGUUCUCUUUCAUUACAUUUUUCACUUCAACUCUUCUAGCAGAUUCCUACAGGUCGCCUGAUCCUGUCACUGGCAAGAGAAACUAUACCUACAUGGACGCUGUGAGAGCAAACUUAGGAGGGUGGAAAGUUACCUUCUGCGGGAUAUCUCAGUAUGCAAAUCUAGUAGGAAUCACCGUUGGUUACACUAUUACAGCAUCUAUUAGCAUGGUGGCUGUGAAGAGGUCAAAUUGUUUCCACAGGCAUGGGCAUGCUGCAAAGUGCCACACGUCAAACAAUCCAUACAUGAUCAUCUUUGCUUGUAUCCAAAUUAUCCUAAGUCAAAUACCGAACUUCCAUAAGCUCUCGUGGCUCUCAGUUCUUGCCGCAGUUAUGUCUUUUGCCUAUUCUUCUAUUGGCCUUGGUCUCUCCAUAGCAAAAGUAGCAGGUGGGGAGCAUGUAAGGACAAGCAUUACAGGAACCACAGUUGGGGUGGACGUGACAGCAGCACAGAAGAUAUGGAGGGCAUUCCAAUCUAUUGGGGACAUUGCUUUUGCUUAUGCUUAUUCUACAGUGCUUAUAGAGAUACAGGACACAAUCAAAUCAGGUCCUCCAGAGAACAAAGCUAUGAAAAAGGCAUCCUUUGUUGGCAUCGUAACAACAACCAUGUUCUACAUCUUAUGUGGUUGCAUUGGUUAUGCAGCAUUUGGAAAUGAUGCUCCCGGCAAUUUCCUCACUGGGUUUGGAUUCUACGAACCUUUUUGGCUCAUUGACAUUGCUAAUGUGUGCAUCGCCAUCCACCUCAUAGGAGCCUAUCAGGUCUUCUGCCAGCCAAUCUUCAGUUUUAUGGAGAAGAGUAGCCGCCAAAGGUGGCCAGAGAACAAGUUCAUAACAACUGAAUACGCCAUUAACAUCCCAUUUCUCGGAGUUUAUUAUCUCAGCACAUUCAGAUUGGUGUGGAGAACACUGUACGUCAUAGUCACAGCUAUAGUUGCCAUGAUCCUCCCAUUCUUCAACGAUUUCUUGGGUCUUAUUGGGGCAGCUGCAUUCUGGCCAUUGACAGUAUAUUUUCCCAUAGAAAUGUACAUCACACGCACAAGAAUACCAAAGUUCUCUUUCACAUGGAUAUGGCUGAAAAUAUUGACUUUGGCUUGCUUGGUAGUAUCACUUCUUGCUGCAGCAGGAUCCGUUGAAGGUCUCAUCAACUCUCUCAAGACCUACAAGCCCUUCCAAUCUGAGCAAUAAUCCAUUGCCAAUAGUAUCUUUACCCCUCAACGAGGUAAGAUUUUUCAGUAGAUAAGUAACUUUUGCUCCCUUGGUGUUCUCCGGUAUCAAAAAAUGCAUGUACCGGUACAACUCUAUCAAUUUAGAGCAGUAAAGCUGCUAUUUUCGUUUUGCCAACAAA
Messenger RNA from Ricinus communis (castor bean), 1986 nucleotides. RefSeq names its product amino acid permease 6. The record is from RefSeq and is a predicted model, not a curated record. NCBI's taxonomy places the organism in Eukaryota, Viridiplantae, Streptophyta, Magnoliopsida, Malpighiales, Euphorbiaceae. Gene Ontology annotation, cellular component: plasma membrane. The coding region runs from base 372 to 1826 and encodes 484 amino acids. The transcript is spliced from 7 exons.